This is a messenger RNA of Podarcis lilfordi (Lilford's wall lizard), 35546 nucleotides long. The record is from the annotation of a GenBank genome assembly. NCBI's taxonomy places the organism in Eukaryota, Metazoa, Chordata, Lepidosauria, Squamata, Lacertidae.
UGCUAUGGAGACGUGACGCUAGUGGCGCAGCGGGAGCUGCGGAGAGUAGCUCUGUGAAUAGCCUGCGGCGUCGCUGCUGAAAGGUAGUUGGGGAGCAGAAAGGGAAAAGGGUUCGGGUGGGGUGGGGGGAAGCAGGCAGGUAUCACUCGAGAGGAGACAGGAAGGAAAGGGGGUGGGCAUUUUCCAGCAUGAUGUCAAUGAGGAACAAGAACUGCACCUCUUCCGAAGUCCUGCUCCCUUUGGCCAGCUGCUGGAGGUGCAGAGAGUCCAACAGGUGCAGCAGCUUCUCCUGGAUGCAGUGGCGGAAAACGCUUCCCCGGUUGAAUUUCUGCCAGUCAUGCAGCUAUUAAAUGAAUCUAGAGGUGGGAUGAGGGCGAUGAGCAGCUCAGAGGACACCCACCCCUCCAAGUUUGGAGGGACCAGCUUGACUCAAAGGGUUUAUCACAGAUCCGCAGGGAGAAAAAUGUGUGUAUAAAAGUUUGUCUGUGCUUAUGGUUCUGCAGUGGUGGCUUGUAUUGGGCUGUUGCUGUUUUGCCUUGUUGAGUUAGCUGCCCUGGAAGACAGGUGUGCUUAAGGCACGCAGUUAAUGGUAAUAAAUAGAUAUCAAUAUAUUUAAAUGUGUUGUUAUAACUUAUGAUACCAGCUGCCUAAAUGAUUGCAAGAAGCAAAGGCUUGGCUAUAGACUACCCCCUCUCAUCCUGACCCCACAUAUGUGAUGUCUUCUUUAUUCCAUUUAUGUUAUGCCCUGAGACCAAAUAUAUCUUUAGUACCCUUUUUCCAGACAAGGAGACCUUACGACAGGGGUCAGCAACCUUUUUCAGCCGUGGUCCGGUCCACCGUCCCUCAGAGCAUGUGGUGGGUUGGACUAUAUUUUUUUUGGGGGGGGGGAACGAACGAAUUCCUAUGCCCCAUAAAUAACCCAAAGAUGCAUUUUAAAUAAAAGCCCACAUUCUACUCAUGUAAAAACACGCUGCUUCCCGGACCAUCAGUGGGCCGGAUUGAGAAGGCGAUUGGGCCACAUCCGGCUCACGGGCCUUAGGUUGCCUACUCCUGCCUUAGGAUGAUCAAUUUACACAGCUGCUUCUGAUCUAAUGGUAUUGCUCCCCCGCCCCCCAUCGAAAAAAAGAGGAAUGUGGUCAGAACCACAUACUGCUUUCCUUUUGUUUAUACUCCAGAAAGUACAGAGUGGUCCUUAUGCAGGAAUACUAACUCCUAUGUUGCAGAAUGGGGAUUACGUACAUAGGCCUAGGUGUGCCAGCCUUAGGCUGUUUGCACAUUACUAGCUUAAAGUGCAGCUAGGGCAUUCUUUUCUCAAUUCAAAUUGAAGCUGGUUUGGGGGGAGAUGCAUCAGAAGGCAGAAUUUCACAAGGAACAACAGGAUAGAUGCGAGAUUGAUAUGGAUUGUGGCUAAGACGUGUACAGUAGGAGCCAAUUCCAGGGGGGCCAUGGGUGCUUGGGCAUCCACAAUCAUGUAAUUGUGGGGCAGGGCACCCACAAAGUCAAUGGAAAAAGCUGGCAGGCAGCAGUGGCGCUGCCUCCGAGACAGAAGCGGUCCAGCUCCGCCCUCUACAGCCAGCAAGCAAGGCACCCUUUUCUGAGCCCAAGUCCCUCCCCGCAGAAAAGGGUGCCUCUGUGGCUGCAGAGAGGAGGAGGAGGGAGAGAAGCCACCGUCGCUACAACACCGUGGACAUGAGACAUCACCCGCACACACCUGCACAUAUGGUGGUGAGCACCCACAAUCCUGAGGGUGAGAUGGCACCCCUGCCGUGUAUGAUGCUUCCAAAACCAGUGAUGGAACGUGUAAUGGAUGCAGAGGAGGUUAUACACAGCCUUAGAUAAAGCAAUAGUAACAUUUGAUCAUUUGUGCUUAAGGCCAUUGGGAUUGCUGAGGAGUCUUUGCCUACAAAAACAGUUCAUGCCCAUUGCUGGAAACACAAAACACAGAUCAAGACUGUAAUGCUCUUUUUUAUAUGCAGUGUUUACAUGACUUGAAUAUACACAAUUAUUUAAUUGUUAUUGCAAGUUGCAUUAGAAGGCUUGAUCAUUUUUCAAGCAACGUUCAGAUUUUCAGACCUUCCACAUUUAAGCUUGAAAACAUUUUUUAAAAAUUAAAAAUGGCUAUUCUUGGGUGUGUGUUUUUAACCUUGAGGAUUCCAGUGGGUUCUGAGCUUUCAAAGUAAAAUCUUGAAAACGCUAAACUUACUUAUUUUUAAAUGCUGGCUUUUCUUUCAUUGGAAAUUUGAAGAGUUGAAAUGUUCUUUGGGGAUCAUAUGGUCCACACACACCUCUUUUCCAUUAUAAUUGUAAGCCAUCUCAGAAACAGAGCAGACAGCAGUAAUUAGGAUAUUGCUUACUUUGUUUUACAGAAGGGUCACACACGUGAAGUGGAUUUUUCUGCUCAUUCUGAACUUUUUUUUCCCCCUGCACCAUGAACGCAAAGAGCCCAUUAUCCCAAAAUGGUUUAGUUCAGCCGCAUGUCCAUUACUCCUUUUUGGAAACGGCCUCUGAAGGAUUGUCACAGAGUGACUCUGAUUCUGAAAGCCUUGCUCAGGAGAUUCAGUAUCAGCUUGAACUACAGAAGCGGAUCCACAAAAGUGAAGAGCUGGUGGGCCAGUCUGGUGAUGAGCUGGAAGAAGACAGCUUAGACGAAAACAGCUUAGAUGAAGACAGCCUGGAGGAAAAAUGUCUGAGUGGAGGAGGAGAAGAAAUCUCUGAUGGAGAAGAAACACAAGUUCCAAGCAGAAGUGGUGCUGGAAAGGAAAACUGCAGCCAUGCAAGGUAAAGCAUUUGCAUUUUAAUGUACAGGCAUUUCUGCACUUCUGUUUUCGGUCAGGACAUGUUAAAAAUAUAAGGACAAACCUAAAAUGAGCCCUACCGGAUCAGGCAAAGAUCUGUCUAGUCCAGAGACCUGUAUAGGGUAUUGACUACAAGCAGACUAUGAAGGUAGUAACCCUCCUGUCUUCUGAGGUAUACUCUGUUUUUAUGUGGACGUUCCAUUUAGCUUUCAUGGCUAGUGGCUGCUGACACCUAUUCUCCUUUAUUUGUCUGAGCCUGAUUUUAAUCACAUAUACUGAGAAGAGUGAAUGACAAGACGGUCAUUUACCAAGUAAUAAGUUAUCACAGUAUACAUGUGAUUUCUUGGUAAGCUGGUUGUUGUUGUCUUGCUAAGUGGUGGAGAUCAUUCUACUGCUUGCAUGCAAUUCUGUUUAUAUGCAGAAGUGAAAAAUCAAAGAUUGCUUCUUGAUUACUGUUCGUUGAACAUUUAGCCUGGUUUGUUUGCUCAAAGUUUGUGGGGAAGUUAGACUAUAUCAUCUAUUUAUUGUGCAUUGAUCCUGAUUUAUUUGCAGGAUCAAAGUUAGGCAAUGCAGUCAAGCAAAUGUUAUGCUAUACUUUCCAGUACAUUUUUCUGUCACUUCUCUUCUUUAUAAAAGGUCCAAUUUGGGGAGGGGAAAGAGAAUUUGUUGCGUAAGAGCUCCAAAUCAGCUUUAAUUGCACAACCUGAAUUUUGCUGACAUGUGACUAAAUCCCACACAAAAAUAGCGAUGGUCUAAAAGCACCCAUAGAGAUGAACCUCAAAGUUUUGAUUACCUUUAAUCUGCCAGUUUUCAUUUACCUGGUCCUUUGUUUUACAUAUGAACUUGAUUUUUUGUUUAUUUUAUUCCCAUUUUAUUUUAAGGGGGAUCAGCCUAGGAACCUGAACAGUGGUAUACAAAUACUUCCAGUAAAUUAAAAGUGCUGAAGAAAACUGCUGUAUUUGUUUGCAGAAGCAUUCCACUUUCUUCUAGUGACCAAUAUGUUCUAAGUAGAACAUUCUCUUGUGUUAUCAAAUAUAGUCGUACCUUGGAAGUUGAAUGGAAUUCAUUCCGGAAGUCCGUUCAACUUCCAAACAUGUGGAAACCAAAACGCGGCUUCCAAUUGGCUGCACAAAGCUCCUGCAACCAAUCAGAAGCUGCGGAAGCCUUGUCAGACGUUUGGGUUCCAAAUAACAUUUGCAAAUGGGAACAGUUUGCGGCAUUCGGGAGCCAAAACGUCCGAGUACCAAGGCGUUCAGGAUCCAAGGUACGACUGUAAUAGAAACAGAGUUGACACACUUAUUUCUUAUCAUAAUCCAGUAACUGUAAAUACUACAGUGGUACCUCGGGUUAUAUACGCUUCAGGUUACAGACUCCGCUAACCCAGAAAUAGUGCUUCAGGUUAAGAACUUUGCUUCAGGAUGAGAACAGAAAUCGUGCUCCAGUGGCGCAGCGGCAGUGGGAGGCCCCAUUAGCUAAAGUGGUGCUUCAGGUUAAGAACAGUUUCAGGUUAAGUACGGACCUCCAGAACGAAUUAAGUACUUAACCCGAGGUACCACUGUAAUAGAACAGUGAGAUUUAAACAUUUUUUAAGAAAAUUGUUCUACAUAUUUGUUAACAUUAAGAUCACAGUGGUAUCUUCAAAACAAUGCUUUUAACAGUUCAGUCCUAUGACAUAAGAAUUAAGUUUAUUGAAGUCAAUGAUAAGUCUUCCUCCCAGGUAAGCAUGUAGAGGAUUGUAGCCUAAACAACACAGUGUGUCACAAUCUUUAUCACAGGGGUCCCUAACCUGUGGCCCUCCAGAUGUUGUUGGACUACAGCUCCCAUCGUCCCUGACUAUUAGCCAUUCUGUCUAGGGCUGAUGGGAGUUGAGUUGAAUUUCAACAACACAAGGAGGAUCCUGAGUUUCUUUCCCAUAAUACAUUUGUUUGCAUGAUGUAUUGAAUUGAUUUUUAGCUGUGCUUGACAAAGACCCUGCUGUAUUGGAAACUUGUUUUGCAAAUACAUACAACAUUCUUAAUUCAUUUCUCUGGCCUGAAGACUGGUGCUGCCCUCCUUUAUAUUUUUAAAUAACAUUCUGGACAUCUGUUGGCUGGGCAAUGCAAACAGACUGCUUACAAGACUACUUGCACUCACUGGCAAGUUAUCAGCUGUAAAAUGGGCAUAAAUUCUAUUGGUUUCAAGUGUAUAUACAGUCCUUCAAUCACAUUUUUAAAUGUAUCUGCUUAUGCUAGAAGGCUCUAAAAUUUUAAAGGACUUUUGAGGAUGUGCCAAUGAAAUAGUUGCCUUUUUUAUUCAAUAACUGCAUAAAUGCCAAAUUAAAAAAUUCCAGAGUGGUUAUUUGUUUUCCCUGCUUACUUUGAGAGGUGCAUUAACUUCCCCAUUCUGUGCAAAUAGAAAUUGGAUUUGUUGCGUGCACUGAAGGCUUAAUGCGGCCUAAAUGCAAAAUAAUUGUUGUUUAAAAGGAUUAAAUUAAGCCUGAAUCAAAAAACGAUAAACACAAUCCAUUUUCAUGCUCCGCUUAGAAACAAACAUGGCAAAAAGGAAAGAGGGUUAAAUUAUUAACGGUGCGCUUUCAUGCACCUCCUCAAUGGGCAAAGUGGCUAGUUAUUGAACAUUUUAUUGCAAGUGGGAAAGGAUGUUAAUUGUGUAGGAAACAUGCUCCAGCCUUUGUGGGGAGGGGGAUUCUGACAGAGCACAAAGCUCUUCAUUCAAUGGAAAUUUGAUGUUAUGUUCUUCCAAAUUAUCGCAGUACGUGCUCAGAUGGAGUCCAUUAAUGGAGACAAAUAUCAUUCCCUGUGCCUGUGAUGCUUCCUGUCUGCCUCUAUUCUGAGCUCAGAAUUUGAAGUGGAACCCCUACAUCUGUUGUUCCAGAGAGAGUCCAUAUAACCCUUAUUCAGCAGAGAAAGCGGGGCACAGGAUUACAGAGAGAGAGCGACAGAGACGGAGACCCUCUUUUUGUCUUGUUUUGAAGAUGAAUCUAUUCACCUCCGUUUGGAUUCACCAGGUUGACCCUAGACAGCACAGCGCAGCAGAGCUCAUGCUCUUGGAUUUCAGUACAAUGAGCAUUGGCAAGGAUCACACUCUGUUGUUAGAAGCAUUUCCAUUGUUUUAAGCCCAGUGUGACAUAUUUCUGGGCUUGUGCCACUUCAGAAAAGCUCUCCUGCAUGCAUAUCAUUUGCAUUCAUGAAUAAUCAUGGCUGGUUUUGGACCACCCUCCAGAUAAACCUGCAGGGACAUUAAUAAUGUGUUCCAGUCCCUAGCCUAGCCAGCUGCAGGCAUUAGCUGAAGUCAGGGGUGCCAACUUGAAUAAAAUAUGGGGGGGGGGGGGCAGGUAAGCCCUGCCCUGCAUAAUUGAUCACAUGACAGUGCACACACAAUUUGAAUGGCAAUCCCCAUCAACUUUGGAGGGGCCCAUCCCUCUCAAAUAUUGUAUGGAGUUGGCUCCUAUGGCUGAAGUUCACUGGAUAAUUUACAGUGGUACCUCGGGUUACAUACGCUUCAGGUUACAUACGCUUCAGGUUACACACUCUGCUAACCUAGAAAUAGUGCUUCAGGUUAAGAACUUUGCUUCAGGAUAAGAACAGAAAUCAGGCUCCAGCGGUGCGGCAGCAGCAAGAGGCCCCAUUAGCUAAAGUGGUGCUUCAGGUUAAGAACAGUUUCAGGUUAAGUACGGACCUCCAGAAUGAAUUAAGUACUUAACCCGAGGAACCACUGUACAUGGUUGGUGUCUCCAGGCUUUCGAGGGCUCCUGGCCAAGCAAGACACACUCCAUGGGCCACCCACCCUUAGUGAGUUUACUUCCUCACUCCCAUUGCCACCUACUUGCUUCCCAGGAAGGGGGAGCCACUGAGCAAGCAGGAAGUGGCAGCUCCUCCUCCUAGUGGUCGCCAGAGGAAGAGGUCGAAUGACCUGAAUGGCGUUCAGGUUGUAAUGGUGAAAAAGAGGAGCAGACCCAGGGGAGGCUUCUGUCAUGGGCCGCCUGUUGAGAUGUGGACCCUCGACAGAGGCCCAUCCAUGCCAGUCCUUGGCACCAGCCCUGAUUGCAAUUGAUCCUAGGGUUAAGCUUUUGGCCUGUAUAGACAGUGGCCAAAGUAGCUUUGAUUUGACUCCCUCCUGAAAGACAUCCAGCUCCCAUUUCAGUUUGGAAAAUUGCCUCGCAUCCACCACCCUGGGUUGUUAUUUUUCAUAGUCCUGAUUGGAAAGCCAGUGCCACAUACAUUCCUUGAAAAGAAUUACCUUCGAGAGAAAGUGAGUGAGGAAACAAAAGGCUUCAGUAGUGGCUGAGAAACAAAGGGUUGUACCCAACUCCUCAGAGUAGGCCCUUAGAAAUGAAUGGACCUAAAUUAGUCAUGUUGAUUAGUGUCAGAGAGUCAGCUCUGAGUAUGACCAACUCUGGCUAGAUCCCUGAGUAACAGACAUUGAAAGCUCCUGGUUCAAAUUUUACCUCUGCCAUGAACUUGUGCGACCUCACACAAGCCUUUUCUCACCCUCGCUCAGUAAUAUGGAUUUUUUUAUUUGUGUUUAAGUUUCAGAACAGUCAAAAGAAAGUACAGUGGUACCUUGGGUUGAGAACUUAAUUAGUUCUGGAAGUCUUAACCUGAAACUGUUCUUAACUUGAGGGACCACUUUAGCUAAUGGGGCCUCCCGCUGCUGCUGCACCGCCACUGCACGAUUUCUGUUCUCAUCCUGAAGCAAAGUUCUUAACCCGAGAUACUAUUUCUGGGUUAGUGGAGUCUGUAACCUGAAGCGUCUGUAACCCGAGCUACCACUGUAUGCACAUGAUUAAACAUGAUUAAACUUUGGAAUUCUCUCCACAAGAGGUAGUGAUGGUCACCAACUUGGAAGGAAAUCAAAGGCUGCUAGCCAGGGUGGUUGUGCUCUACAUCAACGGUUGGCUUGAUCCAGAAGAGCUUUCCUUAUGCUAUAUUCUUAGGUUUCUGUCUCCUUUCCUAAAAACUUCAAAGCAGUACUAGCUGUACAGGACAUAAGGUGCUGGAGACUAGCUGCCGGAGACCUUGAUUUGAGAUGUGGGCAGACCACCAGUGCCUUCUAACAAGUGAAUUUUUAGCGUCUGGUGGUCACCGUCUGCUGUUUAACAAAAAUCGAACAAUUGUUUCAAGUGACUGUAGAUAAGUUGCUUUCUGGUUGUCACAAAAACCAUAACCUGCCAUUGUAAGCACUAAAACACCCAGGUAUAUUCCUUGCAUCCGAACCUUAAAAUUCUUAUAAUAGUUAGGGCCCAUGACUGGGAUUGUAAAAUAAGAAGCCUUUGAAAAUAAUGCUUUUCUUGAUCAAAACUUCCUUUUCGUUUGUUCCUUUUAGUAACGAAAAGGAAACAGUGGACAGGUAUUCAGAGCUGAGAUAUAAUCCCAACUGGAAGAAUAAUAAAAAGGCAGUAGGCUUUGUCGAAUUAGAUGGCUGUCCCCCAGAGGAAGACGAAGACUUGCCUGUUCUCUCCAUCGAUUCAAAUGGCAGCCCUUCCCAGUUCAGAUUCAUAUACAGGCAUCGCCAGCACCAGGAAAGACCACAAAACAGACCACCUGUGUUUGACAGGGAGCUCUUGAACUCUUGCGAUCAGCCUGCAAAGGUCAGCAAUGGAUCUUGUGGUUUGUAUAACAAGGAACAGGAAGUAGUAGUUCUUUGCCAUUAUAACAGCUGUUCUAGUAUACACAGCGACAGUUCUUCUACUCAGAUGAAAGAGUUUAAACCAAGGCCUGAGAAGGACUUUGUCGAAAAGAACAAGCUCACUUUGGGACUAGUGAUCCAAGAGAACAAUUCUUAUCUUCAGCGCCAUGGUAAAAAGCAAAGGGAAGACCAUGAAGAAGAGGUAGGUGAAUGACCUCUGCUCAGAACGUUCUGACAGCACUUAGCAAUUAUUUACAUGUCAAUGUGUUCAAAACCCUUCAUGUCUCAUAUUUUAUUUUCUUUAAUUUGUACUGUGUGCAAUGCAAUAUUUGCAAACCAUCCAAUAAAACGAGGGUUUGAGUUCCAUGAAGUUGCCCCAUUAAGCAGCUUAUUUUUAUCAGUUUGUAUUUAAUAAUAAUAAUAAUAAUAAUAAUAAUAAUAAUAAUAAUAAUUUAUUUGUACCCUGCCCAUCUGGCUGGGUUUCAAACAAUGUUUUUAGAAUGUUGUAAGCCUCCUGGAGUCCCAGCUUGGGAGAAACAUGAGACAGAAAUACAAUAAAUAAAUUAGCACCAGGACUUCCACCAGAUGGGGUGCAGGGUUAUGAACAUAUUUUUGAGACGGGGGUUACCUGGGAGUAAAUCCGGUUGAACUCAUUGGGACUUGCUCUUGAGUAGAUGUGUAUAGGAUGGCACAGUAUUGAUUUAUGCGGCAGAUGACGUAGAUAUAAAAAAUAUGCAUUGACUGUGAAAAGGAUUUGACAAAUCAAGCUACAAUCUAGACAAAAUGAAAUCCUUUUCACAGACGAUGCUUCCACCCUACCUACUCCCAAAUCAGACAUUUCCUUGAAGGAUGCUCUACAUUACUUCAGUCCUAAUCUCUAGAACUUGACAUAAACUUUUUCACACGCUAGGGGGCACUGAAUGAAUGCUUUAAUGUUAGUUGGAGUCCUGGCAAUUUCCCUGACAGCAAUAUUUGGAAAUGCAGAUUUUGCAUAUGGAAUUCAUCUGGGGCAAAUACUGCUCACUUCGAAUGAAGGAAGAUAAAGGAUGUGUUGAUGUGUUGAUUUUUCUAUAUUUGCCACUGCUGCAGAAUUGGGAAUAUGUGUGGUGUAGCCUAGAGUCAUGCCACCCUGCAGAUUUUACCCUUAAGCACCAUCUUUCCUUUAAGAAUGUGCCACUGUUUCCAGUAUAGCAGGUCUUUAUUUCUGAAAUGUGAAAAGUGAUUAUAAUGAUAUAUGGUUCAGUCUGUUUCGGGCUGCAGCUAUGGCAAUUAUACAGCAAAUUUCAAAUGUACAAAACACUUUUUCUGAAUAAUCUCCCAUAGCAAGAAGGACCCACAUUUGGAACACCACAAUUUUUGCUCUCAUUGGUGCACCUCCUAGUAGGCCAUUACUAAUAUUGCCAUUUUGCAGAUGGGAGAAGCUGAGGCUGAGAGAAUGACUUGCCUGAGGGCACCUAGUGAAUUCACGACAGAGGCAGGAUUCAAACCCAGGGACCACCUCAUUUGUAAUUUGGACUUUCAUGGCCCAUCCUAUGCAUGCUUACUUGAAAAUAUCGUAUUUUUCGCUCUAUAGGACGCACCUGACCAUAAGACGCACCUAGUUUUAGAGGGGGAGAACAAGAAAAAAAAAUCUCUCCCUCUCUGCGCAGCGCCUCUCCAGCAAAGCGAAGCCAGGAGAGCAAGAGGGAUCGGUGCGCACCGAUCCCUCUUUGUCUCCUGGCUUCAGCGAAAGCAACGCGAAGCCUCCGGAGCACAGCGGGAGCUCCCACUGCACUCCGGAGGCUUCGCGUUGCUUUCGCUGAAGCCAUGGAGCCUGCAUUCGCUCCAUAAGACGCACACACAUUUCCCCUUAAUUUUUGGAGGGGAAAAGGUGUGUCUUAUAGAGCGUAAAAUACGGUAAGUCUCACAGAAUUCAGUAAGCCAUACUGCCAAGUAAGUGUGCAAAUGUUUCUUUAUGCUUAUGAAGCAUUAGGACAGGGUGGGUGAUUCUGGACUACAACUCCCAUGAUCCCGGGCCACUGGCCUUGUUGGCUGAGGCUGAAGGGAGUUGUUGUCCCUCUAUCUGGAGGGCCACAGGUUCUCCAUCAUUGAAUUAGGGUGUGAAAUUGCUAUGGUUUCUUUCUUCCUUUCCCACUUCCUUUUGCGUUAUAACUAUUUGUAAUUAAUAAUACUAAUAAUAAUCCUACAUCCGUUCUCAAUAGUUCUUGGUUAGAAUACUUCCAGAGGUUUAAACACAGGAGUAGGUUGAAUUCUUCUGGGUUAAUAUUGAUCUAAUGCAGAGGGAAAAGCACCCAGAAGUAAAUAACUGGCAAUGUGGAAUGAUGAUAAGCAUUGGUGUGGGGAGAGAGAAAUUACCCACCAACAGAUUUCACUUGAAUUCUUUGUGGUUUGUACGUAUUUAGCAAUCAGCUCAAUGGAGCUAUGUUUCUUGGCAUGUCAAAGCGAUUAAUGCUGUUAGCCUCUGGAAGUUAAACCUUGGCAUAACGUAAUACCACCUUAAUUGGCGCACAGUUUCAGCAAAACCUACUCUAAGGAAAUACAUUCGUUGUUUGCUUGUUAAAGGUAGCAGUUAAAAGAACGAGCUUUCCUUUGGCAUGUUUCUGUGCAGUACUCAAACCACAGACAAAGUCAGCGGAGCCCAUAAACAGCUGAAUCUAAGAAGAAUUUACUGCAGAGCAGUUGACGAGAUCUCCAGAUUGUAUCUUGAUUCACCGGUUUGUCAAAGCCAACUAAAAAUAAGGGACUUCUCAUGUUUGGCAGAUUAUGUGUCCCUUAAGAAAAGUAUUAGCUUAUGAAACAAUAUAAAAUACAAAUUAAAAUAAAAUCUUAGAUUAGCUUCACAAGGGGAUUUUGUAUUUUCAACCUCUUUCAUGGUAAUCUGGCUACAAUAUGGGUCUAUUUCACAUAUGUUUCUUCCCGACUCAGUUUCAGGUGAAUUUUUAUGUACUAUUUUGCUGAAAUAUUUUGCACUGAUCUUUCUAUUAACAGCACUGACUCCCUAUUUCAGUAUUUAUGGGUCCCAUGGAUGUUGUCUGUGGUCUUGCCUUUGUGAACCCUAUACAGUCAUACCUUGGGUUGAAGUAGCUUCGGGAUAAGAAUUUUCGGGUUGCGCGCUGCGGCGACCCAGAAGUAACGGAGCGUGUUACUUCCUGGUUUCACCGCUCAUGCAUGCGCAGAUGGUAAAAAUGACGUCAUGCGCAGAAGCGUCGAAUCGCGACCUGCGCGGACGCGGGUUGCAUUCGCUUCUGGAUGUGAACGGGGCUCCAGAAUGGAUCCUGUUCACACUCAGAGGUACCACUGUAAAUAGUAGACAACUCCACCCGCCUUUGGCUCCUACCAUUUGCAUUGGGAGGGAGACUUCCAAUAGCACUAACACAUCUUUGCCUCUAACCACUCUCCUGGAAUUCCGUAUGGAAAAGUGAGCAUAGCUAGCAGAGAACAUAUAAAUCGCUUGGUCCCUCCUCAGCCAAGUUGGUAAAAGGCUAUCAUUAAUUUAUUUUACUAGCCUUCUAAGAAGUUAAUAGCCUGCACACCCUCUCCUCUGCAUCCAGGCUGAAAACACAGGCUAUUUAGCCUCUUAGCAGACUAGAACCAAUUUUUUUUUGGGGGGGGGUUGGGCAGGAUUCUCCUAACAAGCCCCAUCAAGCAGAGGCCCCAUGCAAGGACUUCCGCUUGUGCAAUCGGGCUUUCCUCUGCCUGUGCACCCCCCAAAAUUGGCUUUAGGGGGAGUCGGGAGAGUGUCCAGAGCAGUGAGCAGGGAGAAGAGGGUGGAAUUGUCCUGACUGGCAAGCCAAAAUGCUUGCACAGGUGGAAUGUUUGUCAUGGUGCAACAUUAAAUCCUACCCUUAGUAACGUUUGGGGGCUUAUUUUCAAGGUGACACUCAUGGGAACUUAUUUAAUUUGUUAAUUGCAGCUGCAGAGCGGUGGCCAGGUUUUUUGUUUGCUUGCUUGCUUUUGGACCUGCUGGAAGGAAAGGGUUAAUCCAUCUUCUGCUCCAAAUCUGGGCUUUCAUCAGCUGCUAUUUACAUCGGGGAGGGGGCAGAUAUACACAACAUUAAACCACAUGUAAUUUGACCUUGAGUGUCCACCUGAAAGAUGCACAUCUAAAAGAAUGUAAUGUGCAAAGCAGCCUUAAGAUUAGGUUAUCUUGGAACAGUUAGCGAGGAAAGCUAUAUAAAUGCUAAUUAUAAUUAUUGUUGCUACUCCCGUUGUUGUUAAAUGGGUAUACAUCUGCGCCAGGCUGUACAAAUCUGGGCUGAAGUGAAUGUUUCCCUCGUUCAGAUCGUAUUUUCUAAAGCAUCAACUUCUUUUGCAGUGCUGCCUGAUUCCCUAAGAACCCGAUGAUGAGUUUCUUUGAGCACGAGAGCGAAGUAGUGGGGCCUAUCUAGCUGAGCUGUGCUCAUACUGAGUUUCUUUUCCUCCCUGUAAACCCCUUACUUCAAAGCGAGGAACAUAAUGUACGAUUUUUUAAUGGCUCUAGACCAAGGCACUCAGACUCUCUGUGCACUGUGCCUUACCUCCGUGUAAACACCUAAUCAAGAUUGCCUGCGCUCCAACAAUAGCAGCCAAAUGCAAUUCGAGAACCACAAGCCUUUGAAGUCCUCCCUGCAAAGGCCGGUUUUCUAGUCCGGGAUAAUGACAUCUCAUGAUUGCUGCCUUUGUUGUAUCUUUUCAGCAGAGAAGCAAUUACGGGCCUCAAUUUAACAGAAUAGACAUUACACAGCUUAUGAUGCUCAAAAUGCAAUUUCAUUUGAUCAUUUUCUCAAUUUGAUUGGCAUUAAUAGAACAGUUCGCUUCCAAAAAAAAAGAAGAAGAAGAAGAAGGAAGGAAGGAGAGUGGGUCGAAGUUCUGUCCUGUUCUUCUUUCAAAGAGAUAAUGCAGAAGCGUGCUCUUACCUGCCUGGCGCACUGUGCGGCUUGUGGCGCUACCAAAACAUUUUUUCUCCCAGCAGCAAAAAUCUGUCUGUCUCCGUUUGUUCUGGAAGAGCUGAGCUCUCGGGUGGCUUCUCAAUAUUUCUAAACUGCCCUGUGGUGCUGUGAGGGCUGAUAGGCUCAGCCAUUAAUUAGUACUUGGAUCAAUGUGACUCAGCGAGACGAUUAAUUACAUGAGCUGAAGACCCCUGAAAGUUAUGGUUCUGAAUUCCCCUUGGUUUGAUAUGGCUACCCAGCUGCAAAGUGCCGUCUGCCUUCCUGGAGCAGCAAAGGCAAAUGGGGUCAGGCCACCAAUGCCUGCACCAUUGCUCCUUUUGGGUCAUUCUCAGCUGCAUGCUAUGAUGCUCAGCACAUUAUUUCUACCCAUAGCAGGACCUCACUGAGCAUGCUUUAUAUCAGGGAUAGCCAACAGGGCACCCUCCAGAUAUUGCCAAACUGCAACUCCCAUCAGCCCCCAGCCAGCCUGGCCAGGGGUCAGGGGUUAACAGCAGUUGUAGUCUGACAACAUCUGGAGGAUGGAACGUCUCCCAGGACAGCACCAUGGAAGGGCAUUUUGCUUCCUUAUUUAUCCAGACACAAACACGUUAAUUACUGUACAGCUACAGUUCAGGCAGGACCUAAAUGAGAGGUGGGGGGGGGCAGGGGACUGUAAUUAAUUUAGCCUCCUCCUUAGAGUGUAAUGCAAAAAGGGAUUGGAACAAUACGAGGCUUAAAGGGCUCAUUUGGUCUCGUGCUCUUAAAAUAAAAGAGAAAUGCAGUGGUAAUGCUUGCAAUUGAAAGAGGAGUAAGGAUUUGGAAGAUUAAUAAUUAGGGGCAUGUUUAAAGGAGCAGCCAACUCAUGCUGUAGAUAAACAGAUUGUGGCCCAAACCACCUCACAAGGGGGGGAGAGAAGGGGCAAAUGUCUGUUCCCCAUUCGUUGUUUGUUUGUUUAAAGCAUCUUCAUCCUGUUCUUCAGCCAAAAAAAAAGGCUUACAGAUGUCACUCAUGAAAUGGUCUCGACCCUCAGGCUUACAACCUAAAAGUCAUGACAUAAAAGGAAAAGCGACUCGGGAGGGAGAAGGGGGCAAACAAAUGCUGCUUCUUAGGUUGAAAUCCACCCCACCCCCUUAUUCUGGGCUGUGAGACAGCACAGGAAAAUAGGAAGCUCCUUUAUACUGCGCCAAGCCCAUUGGCUCUUCAGCUCAGUAUUGUCUACACUGGUUGGCAGCUGCUUUCUAGGGUUUCAGAUAGGAGUCUCUCCCAGACCUACCCGGGGAGGCCAGGGAUUGAACCUGUUUAUUUUAUUUUUAACAUAAUGUAUAUAUUGCCUGAUUGUAAAAAGAAAACAAACCUCUAAGCAGUUUACAACAAUAUAAAAGAAAACAUUAAAAAUUAUUGGUAAAAGUUCUUUUUUAAAAAAAACCUGUCAGGGAACUGACAUCGGAGCUAGAGGCGGAGGGAAGGCUCUCAAAUGAUGCUGGAGAAGGGCCCAGCAGGGAGAGAGGCAGCUCAGCAGAUGGGGAAGCAAUUCAGCGCAACACCAGGAAUAAAGAGGGGCAGAUGGGGGAAUCGGCGAGAGGGCUCCCAGACUCUUCACCGGACACCAGCGGAGAGAGCAUGGGUCCUCCGCUACCCACGCCCUCCCUGCGCAGAAGACUUCCGCACAGAGAGAGUAGGAGGAGACUGGGUGUCAAACAACUUUUAUGUUGGAAAAGGUUUAAGAAACGCCCACUGACGGAUUCUGCUAGUGACUGAGGCAGCCACGAAGUGAAGGGCUGUCCAGGCUGAAAGGUUUAACAAGGCAACAAAGCCAGGAGAGGUGGCAACUUACGCACGAGCAACCCAUACUCUUUACAAAACGGUUUGGGAAAUUUUCAAAAUAUGAUUGAAAUCAGCGAUAGCGAAAAAUAAAUGAAGCACGUAUAACUUCUGCCUAUGAGUUUCUACAUGCAAAGCAGAUGCUGUACCACUCAGCUAAAGCCUUUUCCCUUAUAGUAUCCUUUCCCUUGCUUCUGCCAGCUCAGCUGGCUUUUGAACGGGCAGGAGACUUGCUCGCAGUACCUCUGCCAGUGGAGUCUGGCAGAAGGCCCUGAAAUGGAGGGUUCUUAGCAUGGGACUGCACCAGCUCAGAAUCUGAUGGGUCCUGAGCUGGUCUUGCAACUGGCACUGGCCAGCAUCAGACACAGUCUGGGCCUGAUCACUAUGCAGCGGUGGACCUUGGGGGUCUCAAAUUUCAGUGGCACCCUGUACGAAGCUAAAAUUCAGUGGCAGCGGGGCACUGAAUUUUAGCUUCGUACAGGGUGCCACCCCAUUCGUGCUCCCCUGAAUCCAUCUCUGCACUGUGCCAGCAUGGAUAUGGCACAGGGAUCAGGAUCCAUCUGCCUGCCCCAGACUCCAUCCAUACCACUGUUAAGCGGCCAUUUUGCAGAUGCAGCACAGAGCCUUGGAAGCAGGGAGUUAAGAUCAGAGGCGGGGGAUAAAUUCAGUUCAGUUCUCUUUCAGAGCUAAACCCGCAUCAUUCUCGCUUUCUGAAGCCGUACCCAGACUGAAACUCUGCUAUCCUCCGCAAUUCGCCCUUCACCAAAUUUUGUAACACUGUUCUCCAACCAAAUAACAUGUAUAAAAAUGCAUAUAUUUGGGCAAAUGUUGAAUGUGUGAAGGAGAGCUAUCGCAGGAUUGGUCAUCUGUCAUGGAUGCUUUAGUUGAGAUGUUCAGGGAAGUUUUUAAUGUGUGACAUUUUAGUGUAUUUUUGGUCUUUGUUGGAAGCUGCCCAGAGGGGCUGGAGAAACCCAGCCAGAUGGGCGGGGUACAAAUAAGAUUAUUGUUGUUGUUGUUGUUGUUAUGCCUGAAUUGGAAGGAAUUGGACUAGAUGGUUCUCAGGAUUCCUUCCAACUCUAUGAUUCUAUGAAUAUUAUUAUUAUUAAUUCAACUCACAGUAUAUGACCUAUACCCGGAGGUCUCAGGGCAGUUCACAACAAGACCACAACAUAUCAAAUCAAAUCAAAAGCAAUAACCCAAUAACGCCCCCCCCCCAAAGCCACGUUUUAAACAGGUAUUGGAUGUCAAUAAGAUCAACCAAAGGCCUGGUUAAAAAGGAACUUUUUUGCCCACUGCCUAAAGGUGUGUAAUGUAGGUGCCAGUCGAACUUCCCUGGGGAGAGCAUUCCAUAGAUGGGGAACCACUGCAGCUAAGGCCCAUUCUCGUUUUGCCACCCUCUGGACCUCUCGAGGAGGCGGCACACAAAGGAGGGCCUCAGAAAAUGAUCUCAGGGACCGGGUAGGUUCAUAUGGGAAGAGGCGGUCAUGCAAUUGUUGACUCUUGGAUCAACAUUCAAAUUCAGUACUUUUCAGCUGGGUCAGUUUCACCCAUGAAAGUCUCUUCAGAGUGCAUACCCUCCAACAUUUCUCCAAUGAAAAUAGGGACAUGUUGUUGAUGUUGUUGUUGCUAUUGUUGCCGUUGUUUUGCCCCUGGAAAAUAGGGACACUUGGAGGGUCUGUGAGUGUUCUGAUGGAUACAAUAGGGGCAAGUGGUAUUGUAUAGGGGAGCUCUGCCCCUAAUCUGUCCACAUUUUUUAAAACAGUAUUUCAAGAGCCCUUGUAUGUAUAGCUGUAUCUGGCAAAGACUCUCCUCAUAUGAUGGCUUUGAGAAAGGCCAUUUCUCUCUCUUUCUUUUUUUUUAGUUGGAUUGUGUGCUUGAGAUUAUGCUGUAACCUCUUGAACAUACUGUUUUGAGUUUCCAGCUGCCCGCUCUUUAGGAGACAAGCCAAGGAGGAAUGUUACGCUGCGACAGUAAAGCGAUGCAAGUUUUUCUUUGCUGAAAAGUGAAUUUUUAAUUUCCCCCCCUUUUUUCUUUUUACAACGCCGCUCAAUGCACCCAAGCAGGAAAGCGAUGGUCAGCUCACCGCUUGCCUCCGUCUCACACCGAGACUGUAGGGCUAUAAGCAAGAUUUGGUUCUGCAUAUAAACACUAAUCACUAGAGAAAAGGUCUGGCUAACAGGUUAUCGUCUUGUCACCGGGAGCUGGGAUUCCCUAGUGCUAAAGCUUUCACUAAAACAUUCUGCUCUAUAUGUGACUUAAUACCCACCAUUAAGCAGUUAUUCUGAGUGCAUACACUCUGUCUCCAAUGCAAGUGUUGGAUACAAAGGAACCCUGGGGAGGCUGGAGGAUGAAAUGGAGGAGUUCAGUGCGGACAAAGAUUAAAUGGAUUGAGAAGGGCUUUGUGCGUUACCUCUGGGGAGUCCAGCGUCUCACCUCAUGAGGAGUGGCACCUGAGGCCUUAACUGGAACUUGAUGAAGCUUUAACUUUUCCCCCCGCAAUCCAUUUUGAGUUUGAUGGUUCUUUAAAAUGGCGAGGGAGACCUCUUAGCUCCUAUUCAGACAUUGACUCAGCCAGGGUCAGCGCUGCCAUUAGGCAAAGUGAGUCAGGCGCCUCAGGUGGCAGUUGCAGAGGGGGCGGCGAGUGAAGAGAGCUGUUUGUGUGCUACAUAGCCUGCCUGCGGUCUACCUUCGUUUGCCUGUUGCCCUUGAAUGAGGCCCUCUUUUAUUGCCACUGUCAAAGUCAGAUUCACCUGCCAGCCUGGUUGGCUAUAUAUAUAUAUAUAUAUAUAUAUCUUUUAGAUUUUCCACAAUGGUAGCAAAAACCACAAAGCAGAGUGGUAUACAAAAACAGAAAAAAGAAAAAAAAGGGGGGAAACAAUAAACAGAUAAACAAUAACAACAAACUUAAUUCUUCACAAAUCCAACCUUUUAAGCAUCUUAGUUGACUUCCUCAAGUCCCUCCCUUCUGAGUUUCCUUGUAGUUAAAAGUAACAGCUUUCCAAUAUCAUUAUUAGGUAAAGGUAAAGGUACCCCUGCCCGUACGGGCCAGUCUUGCCAGACUCUAGGGUUGUGCGCUCAUCUCACUCUAUAGGCCGGGAGCCGGCGCCGUCUGAAGACACUUCCGGGUCACGUGGCCAGCGUGACGGAGCUGCAACUGGCGAGCCAGCGCAGCACACGGAACGCCGUUUACCUUCCCACUGGUAAGCGGUCCCUAUUUAUCUACUUGCACCCGGAGGUGCUUUCGAACUGCUAGGUUGGCAGGCGCUGGGACCGAACGACGGGAGCGCACCCCACCGCGGGGAUUCGAACCGCCGACCAUGCGAUCGGCAAGUCCUAGGCGCUGAGACUAAAACAAUUUCCAAUUAUAGUCCAUCUUAUUCACUUUUCUUAACAUUCUAAAUCCCAUUUAUUUAAUUAUAACUUAAUUUAAUCCUAGGCCUAUUUGUUUUCUUUCAAGUAAUUUCUAAUUUUUUUAUGUUACAAUAUUUAUUCAAAUAGUCCUUAAAUUUCCUCCAGUCCUCUUGGAACUCCUCUUCUUUCUGGUCCACGGAUUCUUCCAGUCAGGUCAGCUAGCUCCGAAAAGUCCAUCAUCUUCAUCUGCCAAUUAGCCUGGUUGGCUUUUGUGCAUGGAAACGGGGGGAGGUGCCAUCCUGUCCUUUACAUGGAGGAGCAAAACACCUUGGACAAGCCCCAGAAGCAGCCGAUUGAUCUUUCGCCCUCAUCACCGCAAAUCUAAAGCAAUGUUUGAUGUGGGCACAGAACAGAAGUCCAUUCCCCCAAAGGCCAAAUCAGGCAGUUCUACCCUUAGGGGAGAAAAGGUGAGCUUAAGAUAGGAACACAAUGUGAGCUUGCGGGAUCAGGCCAAUGGCCCAUCUAGGCCAGCAUCCUGUCCUCUUGGUGGCCAACCAGAUGCCUGUGGGGAACCUGAAAACUGGGCAUAAGUGCAGCAGCUGAUAUUCAGAGGCAUCCUGCCUUUGACAGAGGAGGCACAAUGCAGGUAUGAUUCAGACUCUUCCAAUAUGGACGUUUGCAUGAAGACACAGAGCACACGUUAAUUUUCAUGGCACAGUGGCAGAAGCAGCAUGCCCUCCUCCCGAUGCCUCAGGCCAGUCCUCAAUUUGCUUCAUCUUGUUGCCUUUUCUAAACACAAGUGUUACAUCUUUUUGGUUGGGCUGUUGGAGAAUUAAAGGAACUUUGGCUCAUCAGUUAAAGCAGGGCAGGUUGUAGCUCAGUGGUAAGGCAUUCGCUUGUAUGCAGAAAGUCCCAGAUUCAACCAGUGGGAUCUCAGGGUAGGGCAGGGAAAGGCUGCCAGUCAGUGUGGACAAUAUUGAGCUGCGUGGACCACUGGUCUCACUCGCUAUAAGGCAGAUUCCUAUGUUCCUCUGCUUAAAUUUGCACAUGGGCAAAAUGAAGAGUUCUGAAGCAGCUUCCUUCUUUAUUUUUAGAUGAUUACAUAUGUGUCAUUUAGUAAGCAUCAUCUUCAAAGAGGCAUGUUCUCUUUUAUGGAUGAAUAUGAAGAAUUUCCCUCUUUUUCUUUUUCUUUGGAGUCCUCUAUCUGGAGCCUCUAUUAAGGUCCAGGGAUUGCAUACUCCUGGGGGUGGUAGAUGGUUAAUGGAGGGCCCUGGGUAGAAGACAGGGAAAAGUACAUCUUCCAGGGUGAGAGGCUGGGAAGGGAAAGGAAAGGUCCCAGCUGAGAGCUGGGAGGAGCUGCUAUCCCUCUGUGGAUGGUAAGGGCUAAGAAUUACUAAGAGGAGUCUGUACUUUACUUUUUCUAUUUGCAUUUUUUGUAGCUCCUAUUUUAUUGUAUGAUGAAAAACUUUAAUAAAAAUCUCCGAGAAAAAAAGAUUUGCCUUUUAACAUGGCACUGACCAUCUGUCAGUUUUACAACUGCUAGGUCGCCCUGACCUAACCACUGUGAUCCACACGACGGUCACCUCCAGGCUUGAUUAUUGUAACUCACUCUACGUGGGGCUGCCCUUGAGACUGACCCAGAAACUCCAGCAGGUGCAGAAUGCCGCAGUGAGACUCUUCAUGGGGUCCUUGCCAUGGGAGCACAUUCAUCCGGUGCUAUACCAGCUGCACUGGCUCCCGGUGGAGUACAGGAUCAGGUUUAAGGUGCUGGUUUUAACCUUUAAAGCCCUAUACAGCCUAGGACCCUCAUACCUACUGGAUCGCCUCUCCUGGUAUGUCCCACAGAGGAUCUUACGGUCUUCAAAUAAAAACAUCUUGGAGAUCCCAGACCCCAGGGAGAUUUGACUGGCCUCAACCAGAGCCAGGGCUUUUUCGGCCAUGGCCCCGAUCUGGUGGAACGCUCUGUCACAAGAGACUAGGGCCCUGCAGGACUUAACAUCUUUCCACAGGGCCUGCAAGACAGAGCUGUUCCACCAGGCCUUUGGCCAAGGCACAGUCUGACCCCCUUCUUCUGUAAUCCUCAUAGAACUCUAGCUCAAUGGUUGCCAUUUAUUUGAUUCUGAAUUGAUUUUAGAAUGAAUUGAUUUUAGAAUGUAUUUCAAUUAAUUGACUGUGAUUUUAUGUAAACUCUGCUAUUUUUAUUGUUGUUAGCUGCUCUGAGCCCGGCUUUGGCUGGGGAUGGUGGGAUAUAAAUAAAAUAUUAUUACUAUUAUUAUUAUUAUUAUUAUUAUUAUUAUUUACUAAAAAUGGGGAUUAAGAAUCUGCUGACUGAUUAAUUAAUUAAGUUUGAAAGAAGUAAAAUAGUUUAUUAGUCUAACAUUGUUUGGUCUAAUGUUGCUGUUUGGUAAUUUUGGCAUAAUAGAUUUGUUACUUUUCAGGGUGCCCCAAGACUUCAUUUUUUUAACACUGGUGUUUUUGCACUUACAAUUAUCCCCGAGUCGUCUUCAUUUUAGUGUCAGGCCUCCUUAGGGAGGAGGGUGUUUGUUUCUACGGAAGAUUGUACCAACACAUUGCUGCCUUGUUUAUUUUAGGAUGCAGUAGAGCACAAUUGACUGAUGCAGAAAAAAUGUAAAACUCUUCUGAAAUUGAAUUAUUAUUAUUUUUCAAUUUCACAUUUUUUUCCUGAGCCUGCAAGCACUGUGCUGGAAGGCAGGCAGGAAGGGAGCAGUCCUUGAACUUUAAGAUGACCGCUUACCACACAUACACUUACCGUAAUUUGUCCUGGUCAAACAAAAUCCAAUUUGCUUCUUUUUCAUGAAGUAAUCGUUUUCUGCUUGUAACAUAUGUAGUUCGCAUGAGCUGAUAAUCUUGCAAAUGUUCCUUUGCAGAACCAUUAGAUGCAAAAAUGCCAUGCAUUGAUUGCUUACUACUUGUGUAAUACUUGAGGUGUACACAGUGGUUAAAGCUUGUUUACAUGGUACUUGGAGGCAAGGCGGAUGCCUUCAUUUUGACUCUGGAUCAAAUGCAGCCAAGGUCAUGAGCAAAGCAUGCAUUCUUGACAAGCUAUGUUGCUAACUCUUUUGAAGAUUGAGGCACUGAGGAAUAUUAGGGCGAGAGGGUUCAUCAGUAUUAUCACAAUUCCAAAUUUUAACAGGCAGUAGUAAAGUUGGCCAAGCUUGCUCAUGACCUGAUGUUUCAAAGCAAUGAGUCCUUGAGCACCUCAACUUUGUUUAAGGUCAUAGAGUUCCACUCUCCCUAUCUUAUCUUAGUCACAAGGUCUAUGAGUCUUCCCCUCGUUCCUGUUUGGAUUCAACUACAGCCACUUUGCCCAUAUCCCAGCGGGUAAAGGUAAAGGGACCCCUGACCAUUAGGUCCAGUCGUGACUGACUCUGGGGUUGCGGCGCUCAUUUCUCUUUAUUGGCCGAGGGAGCCAGCGUACAGCUUCCGGGUCAUGUGGCCAGCAUGACUAAGCCGCUUAUGGCGAACCAGAGCAGCACACGGAAACGCUGUUUACCUUCCCGCUGGAGUGGUACCUAUUUAUCUACUUGCACUUUAACGUGCUUUCAAACUGCUAGGAGGGCAGGAGCUGGGACCGAGCAAUGGGAGCUCACCCCGUCACAGGGAUUCGAACCACUGACCUUCUGAUUGGCAAGUCCUAGGCUCUGUGGUUUAACCCACAGCGCCACCUGUGUCCCAUCCCAGCGGGUAGGCAUGGUUUUAUAUGAGUGUUCGUCUAUUUGUAUUCUAUUUCUUUUUAUUCACUUAUCCUCAUCAAGAGCUUCUCCCAUUUCAUCACUACAACCUGAGAGAUGGUAGAUUGUCCUAAAGCCAUCCAACUAGCCUCUCGGCUGACCAGAGAUUUGGACCCGGGUCUCCCUGACUCACUUCCAAAACUCUCUCCACUACAACACAUUGGUAUCAAAUUUUAUUUGAUAGGUACAUGCACAAAAAGGACCCAUCACCAUCCAGGUUUAGGGCAGCUGUUGCAUAUAGUGUGGUAGCCUGCAUAGUAUAGCAGUUAGUGUGUUGGACUAGCACUGGGUUCCAAAUCCCCACUAUGCUGUGGCGUUUUCACAGGGUCAGUCAUGUCUCUAAGCCUAACCCACAUCGCAAUCCCUCCCUUGGAGAGGCUGGGAUAAAGAUGUCAUAUUAAAGAAGCGUCACUUGUGUCGCUUGCCCGCAUUUUCAAAACAUGAUUCUUCAUGAAUGCAAGAUAUCUUGAGUUUCACGAUAACUUUGUUUGCUUGUUUUAGGCUCACCCAUACCAAUGGCCCGAGACGGGCAGAACAGACCCGAGCCAAGCUGCACCCCCAAACGAAAGCUCUCUCCAGCAUCCAUUGGGAGCCCAAGUAGAACUAAGAAGCCAGUAUGGUAGAUGUCACAAUCUGUUAGAAUUUGAGAACGCUUGUGCAGAUUCCAGCUCUUAUAGAGAAGCGCCUGAUUCGGAGCAGGACGCCAGACGUCUGUUGCAUCACAGGUUGCAUCCAAAGCCAUUUGCUGCUCCUUUAGCUGCCAGGAGGUCUGGUCAGGACAGCCCGUUCUCUCCAGACUCGGCCUAUGUUGUUCAUCAGGAUGGCAAGCAAAAUUCCAUGAACUUGACCUUUGCUAGGAAUCCUCUUCAGCCAAGCUCCUACCAGAACUUCACAGGGUUUCCUUCACCAUGUACUGGUGAAAAGAAGAAAUACCGAUGUGAUCCUGAAAACGCUUCUGGGUCCCGCCACCAGUAUCCCUAUAGGCAUACAGUUUCAGAGCCUCGGUCUACCGCCAGACAUGGCAAGUGUUGGAACCUCGUAGGGCACAAGAGCUUUUCGGAUGCCUACAAUGCUAAUCUUCAACAGCCUGUAAACGGAGAAGUUUUGUCUUGGAACCCCAGACAGAUUUAUACAAAGAAGACCCUCGGCAGCUAUGUUUCUGGUAACUCAGAGUAAGGAUGCAGGAUAAUCAAUAUUAUUAAAAGAGUCAGAGAAUCAGGGGAGCAUUGUAGAUAUAUACAGGGCUGUCUUAAGCAUAUCCGGUGCCAUGGUGAAAAGAUCCCUCUGGCGCCCCCCCCCGGCAACUCCAAAACAAGGGACGGGAUGGUAGAAAAUGUCCUCUGCCUCCCCCACCGCCCCGAUCCCUGCCGUGGCAGCGGCGAUUAAGCAGGAAAAUGUGCUGGCAGACAUGCUCUCUGGUGUUGGGGCACCCGAGAAGGCAGCCUGGGAAGGCUGUGCGCCACCUUUUGCCAGGAAGCAGGAGGAGGACCACAACAGGGAGCAGGGCAGUCUUUAGCAGAUGCAGAGGCUUGGGAGGGAAGCUGCAUACAGCUUCCAUCCUAAGCCUACAGGGGUCGCUCUCCUCCUGCGGAGGCUUGGGAAGGAAGCUGCAUGCCCGCCAUCCAUAUAGUUGGCAGGGCGCAGCUGGAGGGCAUGCAGGGAAAGGGGAGGCUGCCGGUAAAGCUGCGCAGCUCCCCCACUCGCUAGGGCACCCCUGAGAGGCUGGCGCCCUGGCACAAUGAACCACUAACACCAAUGGGAAAGACGGCUCUGGAUAUAUAGCUAGUACUUGCUCGUUUUCUCUUGAUUUGGGCCUGAAAUUGCCAUGAAUACAGACUGUGGUCCCCAAUUAGCACAUAACAGAUACUAACUUUUCCGCAGUAUUGCCCAUGUUUUUACCUUUACAAUUGUCUUGCAAUACCUCUCAUCCACUGUAACAGCUUUUUUCAAAAAAAAAAUUUUGUUGUGCUGCUUCUAGCAUUCAUCAUGCACCUUCAUCUCUCUUUCACACACACAGGCUUUGUUAUCCCACUUAGCAGCCAGGUGAGUGGGGUAGCGAGGAAGGCUCACUCAUUUGUUUUAGGGUACAGAGAAACUUAUUUGGUUAUGCUAUCUCAUGGUACUUAACUAGCCAGCCAAAGCCGUCACCUUGACAAAGGAACUGGUUUGGCAAGCUUGCUCUUAUACAUUCUACCCCACCAAAUACAGGACUGCAGCUUCUGAAAGGGAUUCCAUCCAGACUGACCUCCCAACUCAUAGCAGUUUGUUUUUCCAACCAGCAAUUGUCUUAACAGACUGCUUAUUUCCACACUCCACUGCAAUAUAUAUCAUGGAAUCAUAGAAUCCUAGAGUUGGAAGGGACCCCAGAGAUCACCUUGUCCAACCUCCUUCAGUGCAGGAAUCUUAACUAAAGCAUCCAUGACAGGUGGCCAUCCAACCUCUGUUUUAAAAUCUGCAUUGAAGGAGAGUCCACCGCCUUCUAAAGAAGUCUGUUUCACUGUCAAACAGCUCUUACUGUUAGGAAGUUCUAUCGGAAUCUCCUUUCUUGCAAUUGAAGCCAUCGGUUCAGAUUCUACCCUCUGGAGCAGCAGAAAACAAACUUACUCCAUCUUCCAUGUGACAGGCCUUUAAACAGUUGAAGAUGGCUAUCAUAUCUUCUCUUAGUCUCCUCUUUUCCAGGCGAAACAUACCCAAGUCCCUCAACUGUUCCUCAUAAGGCUUGGUUUCCAGACCCUUGGUCAUCUUCAUUGCCCUCCUCUGCCCAUGUUCCAUCUUAUCAAUAUCCUUCUUAAUCUGUGGUGCCCAGAACUAGACAAGGUACUCUGCGUGGAGUCUGACAAAGGCAGAAUAGAGUGGUACUGUUGCUAUACCUUACCCAACUCCCAAGUCAUAUGACUACCUAGGUAAAGGUAAAGGUACCCCUGACCAUUAGGUCCAGUUGCGGACGACUCGGGGGUUGCGGUGCUCAUCUCGCUCUAUAGGCCGAGGAAGCCGGCGUUUGUCCGCAGACAGCUUCUGGGUCAUGUGACUAAGCCGCUUCUGGCGAACCAGAGCAGCGCACGGAAAUGCUGUUUACCUUCCCGCCAGAGCAGUACCUAUUUAUCUACUUGCACUUUGACGUGCUUUUGAACUGCUAGGUUGGCAGGAGCAGGGACUGAGCAACGGGAGCUCACCCCGUCGCAGGGAUUCGAACCGCCGACCUUCUGAUCAGCAAGCCCUAGGCUCUGUGGUUUAGACCACAGCGCCACCCGCGUCCCUAUAUGACUAGCUAGAUAGGUCUAAAAAUGAUUCUCACCCCGCUGCUGCUGCUUUCCAUGGUCUUCCUUUUUACUUUGUUUCCUUUUGCUUCCCUUUUCCUGCUCUUCUUCCUUGAGGCCGUCCCAACCACCUGCUCACACCCCUGUAAGAGCCCUUUCCCCAGCCACCCGGCUCAUCCAGGCAGCAGAGCGGCAUCACCGAGAAAUCUCUCAGCUGGCAGAUGAUCACCUCGCUGUGAGCCAGUUCACGGCCAUGUUUCCUCCCAUUAUACAGAGGGGAGAGAGCGACUCGCAACUCAACAUGGAGAGCUGUGAACAGACCCGCCAGCCCAUUCUGAGCCGCAGCAAUUCCGAAGGCUACUUGAUUCAGAUGGAAAAACAGAAGGAGAGGAAGGAGAACAGGAAGGUAAGCUGGGAAGAGCACCAAGAAGAGCAGGGGUGGGUGGGUGGAAGGAGGCCUGUGGUCCCCUGGUGUUUUGUGAUAGAUCUGCAAGGAAUUCUGGCUCUCAGUUCCUUGAGCAACAAUGAAAAAGAUCACUAUCACCUCCUUCUAAAUCAGUGGUUCCCACCUUUAAGAGAGGACUCUGUGUUUCCUUUUCUCUUUGUUUCUCCGUUUUUGUUUUAAUUUAGAUUACUUUCUUUUGUCUUAUUGGAUUACCAAAAAAAAAAAAAAAAAGCUUUAAUAAAAUCUUACCAAAAAUAAAUUAAUCAGUGGUUCCCUAAGUAGGUGGUAGCACCCCUGGGGUGGGGGCAGGAAGUUACCUAGUGGAGCACAGGAUGUAUAAAUGACUAUCAGGCUUUGAGAAGCUGGUUUUACCAGAGCAAGUACACCAGUUGUUUGUUUGUUUGUUUAAUUAAUAAAGCUAAAUAGUUUUAAUUGGAUUUUGACUAAAUUAUUACUGUUUUGAAUUUUGAGUUAGUAUCUUCCUUAGUGGAAAGUACUGAGGAGGAGUUUAUGGACACAAAGGGACAGUGGUCAAACAAACUUUGGAAACCACUGUUCCAAAUUAUUUAUUUAUUUAUUUCCUAAAAUUAAUAUACUGAUUAGUUGUUGUUGUUUUGUUGUUGUUGUUGUUUUUAAAAAAUACCCACCUUAGGCUGAUGAGAUGUAGAAGGUAUUUGGGGGCGUGGGUGGGGGGAAUCAGGUGUGUUUUUGUGUGUGUGAUGGGACUCGUGAAAGGGGAGCAAUUCAACUUCAUUAGCAUUUUGAGGCCCCAUCUGCCCUGUGCAUUGAAAGUAGUAUCACAACACUUUAAACAUUCACAGCUUCUCCCAAAGAAUCCUGGGAGAUGUAGUUUGUUAAGGUGUGGUUGAGCAGCCAGCCUUUAUUCCCAGGGAACUCUCAGCAGCCUAACUCAAGGAUGGGGAGUUUGUGGCCCUUCCAGAUGUUGAUGGGUUCCAACUCCCAUCCCCCCAGGAAGCAUGGCCAGUGGUCAGGAGUGAUGGGAGUUGUUGUCCAGUGAGGAAUGGAGUGGUGCCUUUUAAGAUUAUGUUUGCCACCCACAUUCUUUGUAAGUACUAGUUUCAUAAGGAAAGAAAAUCUGCUGCCCAAUUGGCUGUCCAUUAGCAAAUUAAUUGGGGAAUUAAUCCAUUGUACAAAGUGCCAACCCCGCAAUGAGAAAUGUAAUUUUGGAAAGCACCAAAGUGUUGCAAUUAAGGUCCCAUAACAAAUGAAUAACAUAAGCAAAUGGUGACAAUGGCAACGGAAGAGUGCAUUUAACUGCAAAUGCCAGAGAGGGGUAUUUUGUUUUUCAAAAUUUUUUAUCCUUCUCUUUUCCACUCCCCAAAGAACUUGCUCAAAGCAGUUUCCCAGUAUAAAAGCAAUUUGUUGUUGUUGUUUAGUUGUUUAGUCGUGUCCGACUCUUUGUGACCCCAUGGACCAGAGCACGCCAGGCACUCCUAUCUUCCACUGCCUCCCACAGUUUGGUCAAACUCAUGCUGGUAGCUUCGAGAACACUGUCCAACCAUCUCGUCCUCUGUCGUCCCCUUCUCCUUGUGCCCUCCAUCUUUCCCAACAUCAGGGUCUUUUCCAGGGAGUCUUCUCUUCUCAUGAUGUGGCCAAAGUACUGGAGCCUCAGCUUCAGGAUCUGUCGUUCCAGUGAGCACUCAGGGCUGAUUUCCUUCAGAAUGGAGAGGUUUGAUCUUCUUGCAGUCCAUGGGACUCUCAAGGGUCUCCUCCAGCACCAUAAUUCAAAAGCAUCAAUUCUUCGGCGAUCAGCCUUCUUUAUGGUCCAGCUCUCACUUCCAUACAUCACCACUGGGAAAACCAUAGCUUUAACUAUACGGACCUUUGUUGGCAAGGUGAUGUCUCUGCUUUUUCAGAUGCUGUCUAGGGUUGUCAUUGCUUUUCUCCCAAGAAGCAGGCAUCUUUUAAUUUCGUGACUGCUGUCACCAUCUGCAGUGAUCAUGGAACCCAAGAAAGUAAAUCUCUCACUGCCUCCAUUUCUUCCCCUUCUAUUUGCCAGGAGGUGAUGGGACCAGUGGCCAUGAUCUUCGGGUUUUUUGAUGUUGAGCUUCAGACCAUAUUUUGCACUCUCCUCUUUCACCUUCAUUAAAAGGUUCUUUAAUUCCUCCUCACUUUGUGCCAUCAAGGUUGUGUCAUCUGCAUAUCUGAGGUUGUUGAUAUUCCUUCCGGCAAUCUUAAUUCCGGUUUGGGAUUCAUUCAGUCCAGCUUUUCGCAUGAUGAAUUCUGCAUAUAAGUUAGAUAAGCAGGGAGACAAUAUACAGCCUUUCCCAAUUUUUAACCAAUCAAUUGUUCCAUAUCCUGUUCUAACUGUAGCUUCUUGUCCCACAUAGAGAUUUCUCAGGAGACAGAUGAGGUGAUCAGGCACUCCCAUUUCUUUAAGAACUUGCCAUAGUUUGCUGUGGUCGACAUAGUCAAAUGCUUUUGUGUAGUCAAUGAAACAGAAGUAGAUUUUUUCUGGGACUCUCUAGCUUUCUCCAUAAUUCAGUGCAUGUUUGCAAUUUGGUCUCUGGUUCCUCUGCCCCUUCGAAAUCCAGCUUGCACUUCUGGGAGUUCUCGGUCCACAUACUGCUUAAGCCUGCCUUGUAGAAUUUUAAGCAUAACCUUGCUAGUGUGUGAAAUGAGUGUAAUUGUGUGGUAGUUGGAGCAUUCUUUAGCACUGCCCUUCUUUGGGAUUGGGAUGUAGACUGAUCUUCUCCAAUCCUCUGGCCACUGCUGAGUUUUCCAAACUUGCUGGGAUAUUGAGUGUUAAGCAAUUAUUUUUUAAUAAACAACAAUUAUCUCCUCACUAAAGCACAAAUUAGCAAACUCAAAGCAGCAGUAUUAAGAACAAAAGGAGCAGCACUCACGAGCAACAUGACCAGGAGCAACAGAAUCAAAAGCUUAUUGAGAAAGGAGAGUUUAAGAAAUAAUAAUUCAUUUGCUAGUAUUUUAUUCCUAGUAUCUGUGCUAACCAAUCCAUUUGCUACAUCUUCCCUGCCGCCACAUUAUGAGAUCUGUCAUAUGGAAGGAUGCAGGGGGCACUGUUUCACCUUUAAGCUGUUGCAUCCAUAAAACAGUUUCAAACACAGCCAUUUAUAUACAUCAGCAGGAAGCCAGGCUGCAAGUCCGAGAGGGAACCAUUACCCUUGCCAUGCCCAUUUUGCUCCUCAAUAUACCCUGCCCACUUCCCAAGGAAAAUAAACUGGAUGCUACAGGAUUCCUGAAGCUCAAAUAUUCUCACAACAAACUUAACCAGGGUCCCAGUUCACUACAGCUUUGAUUUUGUGGUUCCUUUUUUCAACAGCACGUCCAGACUCCAUGCAGUAACAAUUACAUCCUGAAACUGGGACAGGACGAUUUUGAAAAAUAUCCUCAUGCACCCAUGACAAAUUGUAAUGUUUAAGAAGCAGGCUUCUGGCCCCAGAGCAGACAGGCUAAGCUGAAAUAAUUGUCCAUGAGUGAUGACUCAGAUGGCUCUUUGUGGAUUGCUGCUUCACUGCCCCUAAGAAGGGGGUUAGCUGGAUUAGAACCAUAACUGCAGGGCAGAUUUCCUUCCCUUUCUCUUCCUCCAUAUCCAGACUAUCAUCUUUUGUUCCCUUUUUGGGAUAACGGUCUUAACACACAGGCACACAGGCUUCUGAAGAAUUUCACAGAGGGUUGCCAUUUAUAAUACAACCUGGCCCCCCAACUUUUGAGAAGUUCUCUUUGCUUGCUUGCUGGAAAUGUUUACAUUUUUCUCAAAGACAGCCACAACAACACCAAGUUGUGAAAAUGAUCCUUGACAGAAAGGGAUAUCAGUUUCUAAUUCUAGUUUUCCUUAUCAAGCUUCUGGCCCAAGUCUUCCUUUUCCCCCAGCCUGUGGGUGGGACUCUCACAGCCAAAUUCUCUGGGGCUAUUUUGCUGGAUGCUUCAGAGCAAACAGAAAUUUGAAUCUCGGCAGUUAAAGCUGUGUGGGGCAAGUGAGAGCCCAGACACGCUCACCGGAAAACCUAAAAGUAAGAUCCCCAUUCCUAUUGCAGUUCCUGAGUUUGCAAUUGGGCCUGUGCAGCAAAUUCAGAGCCUUCCUGUCAACGCUUGGGUUGUCUUUGGCUCAGCUGAGUUGUCACAGGAAGCCACUGUUUCCCAUACAGGAGCAAGUUAUCGCAAGGAGCUCAUGUGUCAUACCUUGUCCUCCUCUUGUGCAUGCCAGAGGAAAUCAAAAGCUUUAUUCCAGUCCUGAACAAACCGCAGUUUAUCUUGAUGUUCCCAAACUCAAGGAACUGUGGCUUGUUUAUGUUCUAGUUAGUGAAAGCAAACCAGGAUCAAAGCAAAGUUUCAGGUGCUCACUUGUGCACUAACUUGAGUUUGAACCAACCACAGUUUCACGAGUUUGAAUGUCAUGAGGAAUAUCUUCAAGGCCCCUCUCCAGUUGUUGUUGUUGUUUUUCCUGCUCUUCCUGUGGUCAUUAUUGAUCCUUGCAGUCCUGGUUAAAUAAGUCUUCUAAUAAUGAUUGGUGGAGGUCUUUGUCUUUUGCUCAGAAAGCAAAACUUCAUCCCAACAUCCCCACUCUCUGCUUAGGGUUCCAGGACAAAAGGCUACAUGAAGAUGGACCUCAAGCUUGGAGGCCUUGGCCCUGACUAUGAAACCAUCAAAGAGAAAGUAAGCAGCAUGUAUGGCAAUAAAAAAAAUAAAAAAUAGUUUGCACAUCUUGCAACUGCCCUGCAGUGGGCACAACAACAGGUGCAAUAUUAUUGUUGUUAAUAUGAAUAUAUUUAAUAUUGGGCGGUAUCCAGUGCUCCCCUUCCACUAGAACAAGUGAUGUACACUAUCAGAAUGGACCUCUCCUCUCCCCUGAAGCCUCUGGUGUGCUUCCAAAAUCGGCUCUGGAGGGACGAAAGGAAACACAAAUGCUACUGGGCCAGCAGAACUCCACCAGUGCUACUUUGGAUACAGGCUGUUGUUGUUGUUGUUGUUGUUGUUGUUGUUGUUACUGAUACUACUACUAUAUUUUUAAUUGAUUUGUUAAUUUAUUAGAUUUGUUACCUGCCCUUCACCACUAGCUCCUACGGCAAGUCACAACAAUGUAAAAACGCAGUAUUAAAAUCAGUUAAAUCAACUUACUAUCAGAAAGAUUGGGAUGGGGGUAGCCUAAGGUGCCUGAGCCUGCUGUCCCUUUCCCUCCCCCCCCCCCCCAAGGACGCACAGUCCUGGUGAGACCCCAGCCACCCCCACUGUCUUCAUUUUCCUGGAGGCAUCUAUACCUUUAAAUUAGCACCUGCAAAUGGUACACAAAUUUGUGGUGUGGGGCUGUUCCCCAAAUGAAUUCUUUGUGUUAUGUAGCAGCAUCCCUAAGGGACAAUGAAUUUGAAAUUGGGGGUAGCGGAGGUUUUUUAAGUCGGGAAUGGUGUGGAGACUUGGACUCCCAUCAACCCCUCAUCAAUGGCAAUUAUGUCUGGGGCUGAUGUGGACUGGAGUCCCCAAAACAUCUUGGUGGGGGCGGCCUGAGGGAAUCUAGACUAGAUGAUCUGCUCCCAUCCAUCCCUGUGGUUCUGUUUGUUCUUCCUGACCCAAAGAAACAGAGGUGGGGGCAGGGGCAGACACUGCAUCCUCCAAACCCAGGCACAUUCAAAAUAGAUCAUAUUUUCAAUCUGCCGUUUUCUUUGCCCUUUGGCAAAGGUAUCCAUUAGUCGAUACUCACCUGCGGAGAAUUCCAAUUGCAGAUAAGUACACCCAAGUUUAUUCUCUUCCAGCUGGUUCAAGUGUGCAUUACUUUAAUGCAAUUGAGCUGCCCUUGCGAAUUCAGAUGGCCUGGCUUUAUUGCAGAAGGGAGGAAAAUGAAAGUAAGCACAGCAGAGCAAAUGCAGCCGUAGAGUAGCUGAAUGCACAUUAGGCCCUGUUAAGAAACAUCAGGUGUUGCUGGACCAAAGAAGAAGAUGGAGCCAAUCAUCCAAGAAAGGGCCUGAAAGAAGCCUCUUUUCUCCCCCUUUACCGUGGAUGAUUUUGCAAGAUGCUCUGAGCAGAUAGAUGGGAGAACAUAAUCCUGGCUGCCCUUCCACCCUACUGAUAAGACAACAGUCAUAUAGCAUUUGCAGUCUAGGAGAGCACCGCGGGGUGUUGCAGUGGGGGAAAUAAUUCAGCAGACAGCACCAGUCCAGAGUACUUUAAAAGCUGCUUUGAUUCCUUUGGCCUUGUGUGUGAAAUGAAGCAGAUUGGACAGCUGAAAUGGGAAUAAAUGCAGAGAUCCAUAGCUACACAUACAGCCUUUGUGAAACCAUGAGGUUUUGUUUCUCCAUAAAAUUAUGUGUCAAGCAUAAUGUGCCAUUCUGGUAUGACUAGGGCCAUAAUGAUGUUUUAUCGUGUUUUUAAUAUUUUUUGUUGUGGUGGUUGUUGUUAUUAGCCCUGAGCACCGAAAAGGUUAUAUGCCCGCCCCAAUAUGAUUUUUUAAAUUAAAAAAUAUAUUAAACCAUAUAAGAUUUAAAGAUUUAAGCACGUGCUUCUCCAGACCAGUGGUUAAUCCAUCGCCACAUAUGACUGGAAUGGCACGAGUGGCGUCUAAGACGAAAAAUCAUUUCUAAGGAAAUUCCCACCCACUUACUAUAAAUUUCAGUAGUUAAAUAUUGAAAUUUUUAAUAUUGUAUUGCUUGUAAGCCACCCAGGGGCUAUUUAUUGAUGGGUAGCUAUAAAAAUUUAAUGCAUAAAUAAAUUUGAGUUUGAACAUGUCUCCAUUGUUGAAAUAAGGCAGAUGGAUAUACAGUGGAACCUCGUGUUAUGUACCUUCCCCCUUGUGAACGCUGCGGGUUAUGAGCUCCGCUAACCCGGAAGUAGAUGCUCCCAGUUGCGACCCUUUCCCUGGGAUGCGAGCGGAAGUCGCGCGCCAGCAGCAUGGCAGCAGCGGGAGGCAGCAUUAGCGAAAGCGCGCCUCAUGUUAUGAGCGGUUUUGGGUUACAAAUGGAUCUCCAGAAUGGAUUAAGUUCGUAACCGGAGGUACCACUGUAUAACUGUUUCUGUUGUUUUGAAAACAUAAAAGAUGAACAACCUGCCUGGAACAUGAGAGGAGGGGCAGGAAUGGUCGCUGAUAGUCCUGUUCAACUUGAUAGAAUAUCCAUGUCAUGUCAUUUAUGAAGCCAAAAGUGAGCUAAACUCUCAGUGAUUUCUCUUUAAGUGUCCUAUCCACACCCUCAAAGUAAGCUGGGUGAGCUGACCACGCAAUCAGAAACACAAAAGAGAACAGAAGAUAAUUUAAGUCAUUAGUCAUGUUUGUAUCCUGUGUGUUCCUCAAGAUGUAUAUGGUGGCAUAAACCCCAUUUCAUCUUCACAACAUUCCUGUGAUGUAGGCUAGGGCAAGAGACCAUGCUUUGACAAAUACCACCCACUGAUCUUUGUACUCCUGGGAUUAAGAAGUCCAGCACUCUAUCCUCUUCCAGAAGCAGCUGACACAGUGCCCUCUAGAUAUUUCUGAACCACAGCUCCCAUCAUCCCAGACCAUUGGCCAUGCUUGGCAGGGGAGUCCAACAACAGUCCCUGCUCUCGUCUCUAAAUUUAUCACGACCAUCACACCGCAUCCUUACAGUAUCCGCCCCAGACUUGUUAAACAGUCCUUCCACUACUGCCAUUUGUCUCCUGACAGUCUGAAAAGAUGAAGCAACAGAAGGAAUAUGCCAAGCAGGUUAAGGAACACAACAUGAAGAACAUCUCGAGCGCUCGGAAACCGCAGCCGAGGCACGACAACAAAUCGGCCCUGUCCAGGCAGAAGGUGAGUCAGCUCCCAGAAAGAGAAACUCAGCAAGUAGAGGGAUAAGAGGCACUGGAUGGCUCAGCCCCUUUCCUUGAGUCAACAGCAUAUAGGAUGCUUCCAUGUGGCAGUUUAUUGCUCAUGCAUCACAUGCAAGUGGUUUGUGUGUUUUUUGCAUCAUCCAUGCAACACCAUUCUCAUCAAAAGGCCAUCCCACUUCUCGCACCUCAGCUCAAUCCACUUUUGCCAUUUCUCUAGGAUUUUAUUUACAUAAUGGAUUUUCCACUGGAAACUUUGAAUCCAGAUUAAGUGGGGAGACGGUUUGAGGUGGCCUUUUGAUGAAAAGACGGUGUGGUGCAGGCACUAAGCAAAGCUUUUACGCAUGAGGAACGCCAAGUCGAUAAACUGCCACUUGGACAUGCCCACAGAGGCUCUCUGUGCUGUAAAACAUGCAGUUCACAUGGUAAAUAACCACUUAAUGAAUGGUUAUCUCUGUUCACCUGCUGCUUCUCCCUUAAAGCAGCAUGAAGGUGAUUUCAGCAGACCAGUGGCUGGGAAGAUGGCAGGCAUGGUAAAGCAUCCUUAACCCGUCCACCACCCACUUCUCAAUUUUUUAGAUUUCCCCAAACCUAGUUACUUUUCUCCCAUAUUCCAAACUUGCAUGUGGAAUCCCAGCUGGGGAGGAGGGACAGUGUGUGAGGGAUGUGUGUGAGGGGUCAUUGUGUGGAAACAGAAGCCAGGGGGAGGGUUAAGCAUCCCUCCUCCAGCCUAUGGCUUCCCACUUGAAAACGGAACCCAGCCACCGGCACUGCCAGAUGAGAAGUAGAUGCUGGAUGUGUAACUGUGCCCUUUCCUGGGAAGCACAGUGUUCCCCCUGCUGUGUUCAUUCAUUUUUUCAUUUGCUUCCUUCAGGCCCUAGAGUACGCCAAGACCAUCCCCAAGCCCAAGCUAUAUGUGUCGAGGCCGUCGGAACAAGAGCCCAAGGACGAAAAGAACCUGGCGCGCACCUUAAACGGAGAGAAUCUUCCUCCCAUUUCAUCUCUCGAAUCCCUGCAGAACAGGCACGAAAAGGAGAAGCAAGUCGUUGCAGCUUUCAAAACCCUUCAUAUUGUAUGAGACUGAGCCCAAAGUCACAGGGACUGCAGGCCUUCCGAAGCAGCAGAGAACUGGACCGUUUUGCUCUGCUCUUUUGAUGGUCGCCCCAAAUGCCCAAGGACUGGCAUUGAAUUAUGAGUUUCCGCUAUCACAAAAUGAACUUUGAAGAUGUGAAGUAUUUUUCUCUCCUUAUUCACCCUCCCUCCCUUGUUUUUAUUUUUUUUUAUGUCAGAUUUUAUUGUUGCUAAUUAAAGAGUUGGAUAGGUAAUGUUCUAGAACGGUCUUAAUUUAUUUACACCACCUUUCCCCCUUUUAUUAUUUCCUUGCCAAAUCCUUCGCUGGGCCAAUGUCAUAUUACACCUAGGGCCACUCCAGAUUGGUGAGGGGUUGUGGGUUUUUUUUGGGGGGGGGUUAUGAACACUGUUAUUUUCCAGUCAGGCAGAAGUCAGCUAAAGUAAAUAUAUGAUUUUAUGCUAAUGAUGUGUGUUGAAAUGCUGUCAAAUGCUCAAGCUGACUUGAAGUACCUUUGGAAAUGCUCUGGGGUGGCUUGUUUUGAAGAAAAACUGCAAAGCAACAGUUAUGCCAAGGUGUAAUUUUGGUGCCUACCCCAAGGGUCGCAGAUGACACUUGAUCGUGAACUUGAACUACUAAAACCUUAGUGAACUACAGGCAGCCCACCCAGCCUAGCCCUGUUUAUGUGGGGGUUACAUCACAAGGCACCUCACGUGCAGAGCCAUAUUUACAUAUACAAGCUAUAGCUUAGGGCCCCCAAAAAAUCUAAAGGGG